Molecule: messenger RNA, 5759 nt
Organism: Cherax quadricarinatus
Lineage: Eukaryota; Metazoa; Arthropoda; Malacostraca; Decapoda; Parastacidae
Source: RefSeq, a predicted model, not a curated record
UUCAUUUUUUUUUUCACAGACAAAAUCCACCUCUCGUGUAAGGAUGAAUGUAGAGGAUGAAGGUGAUGGUGGUGGAGGGGAGGCUACUAUAGAAAAAAGGACACGUUUUUCACUUUCACAUGAUGAAGGAUCUAUUGGCAAUACUUCAGACAAUUUGGAAGCGAUUAGUGAAGCUGCAAGCAAUCACAGUGUGGCAUCAAGCCUUGACGAUGUUGAGCAGGAAGAUCAGCCUGAUAACUUGUCAGACAUGGUAUCAGCAAAUGUGUCUGGCCGUGGAACUCCCAAUGUUUCUGGCCGCGACACUCCCUCAUCGCAGGUAACAGAGGGAGAAGAAGCUGGCUUGAGAAGUGGGGAAGAAAACCAACCACCACCACCCAAUGUCCCGGUGACUGUCCCUAAACCAGCAAGAGCAGAUAUCGAGGAAAAAUUUGGACGUUUUGAAAUUAAGCCGCUAAUAGGAGGAGAUGAAACUAUAUCUCUAGUUUCCGAUACUUGGAGCACUGAUGUGUUAGCCAGUGAUUCAGAAACAAUUGAAGCUGCAGAUCGUGGGGACCAGUUUCACGAUCAACUUUUAAAUCGACAUUUAGCAGAAUUGGAUAGAAUGCAAGGAGAUUACCUGAGUGGAGAUGCUACUGGAGAGACAUUUGAAACUGCAUCAGAAGCUUGGAGCACAGAUGUUCUAGCCUCUGAUUCAGAAAGGAUGACAGAGUUUGAUACAGAUGAUGCACAAAGUGUUGCACGGUCAGAUGACACAGGGCGAUCAGAAGUUGAAGUUGAACUGGGUGGAAGUGACUUGCUGAGACCUGAACCCUUACAUCAUGAAGAUAAUGUUACACCACGUGCGCAUGGCUCUCGCUCACCAGUUGAUGGAACACUGAGUGGGGCCAUGGGAGGAAGCAGCAGUGGAGGGAUAUUGAAACCAAUGCCUGUUUUGCCACAUUCAUUAACCUCAGAUUCAGGUAACAGCAUACCUAGUGGUAUUCUGAAACCCAUUCCAGUAUUGCAAAAUAGGGCAGGCAGACCAGCAACUCCCCCACGAGUAGAAUUUCAACCUAUCCAUCCAGCAGAAGACCAGUGCCUCAUGGACCAAUUACCAUCUGACAGAGAAGAAGAGUUGCCACAAGCAGAACAGGAAAUUGCAUCAGCCACACAAUCUCUGGGACGUUUAAGCCUUAACCUUUCAACACUCCCUAAUAAUGGUAUUGUGUCAGGUGACCAACACCUUUUACUUAAUACUUUUAUUGGCGAUAGUAGUAGGGGAGGCUCCAGUGCCCCUCUAAUGGAUUUGGGGAGCAGCAAUGAAGGAGGACACAUUGUUAUUCAUCCUCAUCAUAAACUUGUGUCCAGCGAUCGUGGUUCAGGUGAGGACAGCAGCUUACAUCUGAGUACAACUAGUUUAGCAUCUUCCAGCAGUUCUGGAUCUGAUGUAGUUGGAGGCUCUGGAAAGUUACGCUCUGCUUCUAAUGCUAGUUCUGGUCCUACAACAGAUUCGGUUGAUAAUCAAGAGCUAAGUGCACCGGCCAUCAGUAUGGCAGCCACAGGAGCAAUACCAAAAAGCAUUAGUUUUGAUAAAACAGCUGAAAGAGGCGAUCGUGAUGCAAUUGAUGGUGAUGCAAAACAUAAACGAGGAUUUUUCAAAAACUUCAAACUCCCAGGGUUUAAAGGCCGCCGUAAACCAGGCAGCAGACCUGGUGAUGAUUCAGCAUAUAUACGUUCAGGGCUUAAUAGCCAAGAUCUGACCAUAAGACGAGCUUUAUCUGAAGAUAAUCGGCCUCCAACAAUCGAAGAAACCAGUGAUGAUAUCCUGGCAAAAUACCGCAAUAAGAAGCCAGAAAUGGAUACCUCAGAGCCUGAUGGCAUGGUCUCUGCCCAACACAAUCUCCAAGUCGGUGAAAUAGCAAAAACAGAGGAAGAUGAAAGACUGUACAUAGACCCAAAUAGUAUUGAAACAAGUUAUGCCUUUGCUGAUGCCAAAAGAAAACUGCGACUAGUAUUAAGCAUUGCAGAUUUCUCCAUGUCUCCUUAUUUACCAGAGUUUGGGGCUCCAACAGGAACAGAUUCUAGCUUAGACAACGAUGUACUGACGUGGUUGAGGUGUCAGCUGGCAGAAGCUACCAACCUUCAUGACCGUUCUCUUGUGGCACAGUUGCAUGAAACUUUACGCUGUGUGCAGCUCUUUGAUUCACAGGGCCGAGAGCACCUUGUUAGAAGUUUGGUUGAAGACUAUCGAAGCAGAUCGCCCUAUGUUGCUUACCUUGUUCGUAGUAGACAAGGCCUUCUCACAACUAUUGCACACCUGGAAAAACUUUUAUCAAGAAUUAAUGCUGAUGGGGCUGUUGUCAUGUCGUCAAUCGUUGGAGUUUGUGUUCGAAUGUUCCUUGAACGUCGAGAACAGAGCCUCAGUCGAUUCACUCAUGAUUUCACUGUACUUACUGUCCCUGAUGAGAAAGUUCAACUUGUAGAAAAUUUCUUAUCACAACUUUUUUCUGAACUUGAACGGGAUCCAAUGUGGAUAAGUAGCACAAAUGAACAGUUGCUUGCAGCUCAGUUAGCACUAGAACGUGUGGUAAUGUCGCACAUCUACAUACAUGCUCUUUAUCCUAAUGGUGAUGGAGAUGUAUCCAGGGAUCAGGUGCUUCAUGACCACAUGAAAAAACUAGCUGCUGUUAUCACACCAACCCAUAAGGAUCUCAGGAUACCCAAGUUGUACCAGUAUGAAUGCCCAUGGCCCAGUGCUCAGGCUGAGAUUGUGUGCAUCAGUGCAUACAAGACUCCAGGAGAUAAGCUGCAGUGUGUUGUAAGAGCUUCCCAAACAAUCAUGAACUUGUUAUCCCUUGCACAUGAUCAGUCGGUCCCUGCAGCCGAUGACUUCAUGCCUGUCUUAGUCUAUGUGCUUAUCAAGGCAAAUCCACCAGCACUUCUGUCCACUGUGCAGUACGUUAAUCUCUUCUUUGAGAAAAGGCUGAAAGGAGAGGACCAGUAUUGGUGGACACAGUUUUGUGCAGCUAUCGAGUUCAUCAAGACUAUGGACUACAUGCUUUGACAGGCUGAUUGUAUGUCCGAGCUAGGACAUUGUAUGUGCCAUUAUUAACCCCUCAUCUUCAGCUGUAAUCUUGCUAAAAAUGGGAUCAGCUGCUUGAUGUACAUAAAAUUCAUGAUAGCUCAUUUUCAAAGGCUGUGUGAGGAUAGCCAAUGAGAUGUUGCACAAAUCUCGGUAAUUCUCAAAAGAUUGAACAAGAAUUGUGUCCAGUAUCAGGUAAUUGAACCUGCUUCAGGCUGUGUUAACAGUAGCUUUUUCAUCAUUGAAAAAUGUAUGAAUCUGAGUACAUGCACUGUUGUUAUCAGUGUUGAAGGGGUGAGUCAUUUUGUAAAGCCUAACAAAUGUGUCAUUGUUCUGCAUUUUAAGAUAAAUUUAUUAAAUUCAUUGGAUGCUUGUAGUUUUUUUAAUAAUAUAAAUAAUUAUUAUUACCAUUGGUUUGUCUGUCAGCUAGCAGUUAGGCAAGAUUUAAUUAUAAUUGAUGUUGGAAAAUAUCAGUGCUUAUUUGUACUAUUAUAGUUUCUAAGCAUAUUUAAAUGAUUUUUAUAUAGUUUUUUUUUCUUUUAAUACAAUAAAAUCAUUAUUUACAUCUGACAAUAUGCACUCCUUUAUACAAGAAGCCAGCUUUCACAGAAUCUUUUCCUGAUUACGUACAUGGUAAGAGGUCAUCUCACAUUCCGCCAUCCUUGCUUCUCCAUAUUACUGGUUAAUGCAGUAUUGGGGCAGCAGUAUUGCUAAAGGUAUUGUUUCCUAGCCAGAGAGAUGCAGGGUCAUAUCUGCAGCUGCACAGGGUUUGUGGAACAUUAUUUACUGUUGUAUGCAAUGAAUCAACAACUCCAUCAGGCUAAUAUCCAAGACUAACUUUACUCCCCCCAUAUGGUUGCCACUUUACAACAAUUUAGGAGACAGCAUAAAAGGAUGAUAGUUUUAAAAUACAUUAAUUCCUCUGCAGAUUUAAAUGGUUGUGUAGAUCUUAUGGUUGUAGACAAAUACAGUAAUAUAUAGGGAUUAUUUAAAGGCCUUAAUGCCUUGUAGAGGAAUGAUAUACUGGAUCACUAAUGUAUAUUUCUCUGUGUUUAUAAGUAGUUUGAUCAGGGAUCUAGUUAUGUAGGUAUUUGCAGGUCUUUUUAGAAAGAGUUUAUACUCUCACUGUAUAAUUUGAUCAUAAGUGAGUUUUCCUUUGCUUUGUGCAUGGCUUUCCGGUAAUUAUUGUACAAUGUCAUUUUUGUAUUAUUUAUGUUCGAAGAGGGAUGACAGAAUUUAUUGAAAGACCAGUAUAUAUUUGUGUGGCUGUUAAGGAUUUAUUUUUGAAGUAGUACUCACCAAAGACAAAAUUGUAAACAGCUCCUGAAAAAGUUUUGUCGUUACUAUAUUUUACAAAUCAUAUCUGGUUAUGUUUCUAUUAAAAACGAAACUGAAUUUUAGAAUUUGCUUUUAAAAACUUUCAUAAAUUGUGUUUUCAGUAAUUUUUUUUUUUUUAUGAGCAAACCUUCCUCUGAUAAUUUGAAAUAACGUAGAAUAAUUCUGGUCUCAGUGAAGCAAAUUCCAACUAAUUAGAGAAGUUUGCUCCUAAUACACACACUGUACAUGGCUUCAUGGCAGGUGAUUAACUCUUCAUUGUACAUGCUCACUUAAUAGUCUUAAAAAUGUUCUUCCAAAGAAAAUUUGAGUUGCAUCUACUCAUUAAUUGUAUGAUAAUAUCUAUAUUAAACCAAAAAUUUAAUACUUUUUCUCUCUCAUUAUAUAUAUAUAUAUGUAUGUGUGUAUAUAUAUUUAAUUAUAUGCAUGUCAUGCAGAAUAGGUAAAAUUGGUCAAUUAGCAAGAACUCAUUUAAAAUUAAGUCCUUUCUAAAACUUUCUCUUAUACUUUUAAAGAUAUAUAUUUUUUCAUUUAUGUUAUUGUAAAAAUUAAUAAUUUUGUACCAAAAGAACCUUAGAAAACUUGCCUAACCUUAUUAUAACAAGUAAAAUUUAAUUUAGCCUAAUCCAACUAAACAUAUUUUAGAUAAGUUCACAAUAACUUAAUAAUAAACAAACACAAUGAAAUAUAUAUAUUUUUUUUUGUUAGAUUCAGAAUGAUUUUCGUGAAAUUAUUGCAUACACAGAUUUUCACUUGCCUUAAUUGGCAAGAAGAGUGUUGCUAUGUAAGCCAGAAUCACAAAUUUUACCUAUUUGGCAUAACAUUUUAUAUAUAUAUAUAUAUAUAUAUAUAUAUAUUUUUUUUUUUUUUUUUUUUCAACAAGUCGGUCGUCUCCCACCGAGGCAGGGUGACCCAAAAAAAGAAAGAAAAUCCCCAAAAAGAAAAUACUUUCAUCAUCAUUCAACACUUUCACCACACUCACACAUUAUCACUGCUUUUGCAGAGGUGCUCAGAAUAUAACAGUUUAGAAACAUAUACGUAUAGAGAUACACAACAUAUCCCUCCAAACUGCCAAUAUCCCAAACCCCUCCUUUAAAGUGCAGGCAUUGUACUUCCCAUUUCCAGGACUCAAGUCCGACUAUAUGAAAAUAACCGGUUUCCCUGAAUCCCUUCACUAAAUAUUACCCUGCUCACACUCCAACAGAUCGUCAGGUCCCAAGUAUCAUUCGUCUCCAUUCACUCCUAUCUAACACGCUCAUGCACGCUUGCUGGAAGUCCAAGCCCCUCACCCACAAAACCUCCUUUACCCCCUCUUUCCAACCCUUUCGAGGACGACCCCUACCCCUCUUUCCUUCCCCUAUAA